GUGUAUAUGCUGUGACUUAUCAUUCAGUGCUUUGACAUUACAGGAGCAGGAAAGCAGUGGAGAGAAAGGAUCACUAAUCAAUAGACAUGAUGUGGACCAAUCAAAUGUAACAUAAAGAUUUAUAAUUGAUUAAUACAUUCAGACAUGGGUGCAUCACAUUCUCAUCACCACAAGCACUGUCACAGUCAUCAGUCUCCAAUUAACAUCUGCACUAAGAAGGUUCAACAUGAUCCCUUUCUGCAACCGAUAACGAUCCAGUAUGACCCCCAGACAUCCAGAAAAAUUGUGAAUAUGGGGCAUUGCUUCAAUGUGGAGUUUGACGAUACAACUGAUAUGUCAGUACUCAGUGAUGGACCAUUAACUGGGUAUUAUCGCUUACGUCAGUUUCAUUUUCACUGGGGUACAACUGAUGAAGACGGCUCUGAGCAUGUUAUAGAUGGAAGAGUUUACCCUGCAGAGAUGCACAUAGUUCAUUGGAAUUCACAGAAGUAUAUGAGCUUUGAAGAAGCUUCAAACCACGCGGAUGGCUUGGCUGUUAUAGGCAUACUGCUGGAGAUUGGAGAAACAAAUACAGUACUACAAACCAUAAUUGAUCAUUUGCAUGAAGUCAAAACAAAGGGCAAGGAACAUUCAUUUAAAAGAUAUCAUCUUUCAAGUUUGCUGCCGGAGGAUCUGAAUUACUGGACAUACCCUGGAUCAUUAACAACAGAACCCUACUUUGAGUGUGUAACCUGGAUUGUCUUACAGGAGGCAAUACCGAUCAGUUCACAGCAACUGGCACAGUUCCGCAGUUUGUUGUGUACAUCGGAGUAUGAAAACCCAGUCCCCAUUCUGGAGAACCACAGGCCUGUUCAGCGUGUCCAUGAUAGAGUUGUACGAUCUUCUCGUAUGAUCAACAAUAACAGCUACUAAUCACUGAAUCUCUGUCAAAUAUUAUUAUGCUUUCUAACAGUUUUUAACAAAAACAGAUAAACAACAUUUUUGUUUUAUUGAUUUAUUGAUGCAGAGCAUUCUGAAAGGAGCAAAGAGUGUUAAUUAUCAGUUGUCAAGCAAAUUGAAAUGUGUUAUUAUUGAUAUAUCGUAAACAGGACCAAUCAAAAAUGUCAUGGGAAAAUUCACACACUUGGACAAAUAAAAAUGAAGAGUUGUUGAUGCAUUAUAGGCAAUUAGGAAUUUUGCUUCAAUUUCUAAAGACAUAAGGUAGAUAUAUAACACAUGUCCUUUGCACUAAAGUAAAUUAAGUAUUAUCAUUUAUCUUACAGCUAUUCAACAAAACUAGCUGGUAAUUAAAUACCUUGCUUGACAAUAUCAGAUCAACUUUGUGCUGCAAGCCAGCCUCUACAUAUCUGGGUUACCUGUUACAGGUUUAUCCAUUAUGUUACAUAGUUACAUAGUUACAUAGCUGAAAAGAGACUUGCGUCCAUCAAGUUCAGUCUUCAUCACAUAUGCUUUUGCUGUUGAUCCGAAAGAAGGCAAAUAACCCAGUCUGAAGCGCUUCCAAUUUUGCAACAAACUAGGAAAAAUUCCUUCUUGACCCCAAAAUAGC
This is a messenger RNA of Pelobates fuscus (common spadefoot toad), 1546 nucleotides long. RefSeq names its product carbonic anhydrase 1-like. Lineage: Eukaryota; Metazoa; Chordata; Amphibia; Anura; Pelobatidae. The record is from RefSeq and is a predicted model, not a curated record. Gene Ontology annotation, molecular function: carbonate dehydratase activity; zinc ion binding. Bases 145 to 912 code for a protein of 255 amino acids. The transcript is spliced from 8 exons.